This is a messenger RNA of Haplochromis burtoni (Burton's mouthbrooder), 2298 nucleotides long. It is a transcript of the gene lztfl1, whose product is annotated as leucine zipper transcription factor-like 1. The transcript has 10 exons. Gene Ontology annotation, biological process: negative regulation of protein localization to cilium. The record is from RefSeq and is a predicted model, not a curated record. Gene Ontology annotation, cellular component: cytoplasm. The coding region runs from base 279 to 1175 and encodes 298 amino acids. Lineage: Eukaryota; Metazoa; Chordata; Actinopteri; Cichliformes; Cichlidae.
GUUACCAAGGCAUUCUCAAUGCAAACACUAGCUGCUAGGAGGCUAGCAAAUCUGCUUGAUAGUCUUAUAGCUGUCAUAUAACCUUUGUUUAGCCUCGGCGAAUGUAAUUAUAAGAGAUUUUCAAGAACACUCGAUUCCAGCAUUUCACCGCUGGUUUUCAGUCUGCUCACUGAAUGAUCUAAAUUAUAGCCAGAAAAACCCAUUUUUUCCCUCUUUUGGAGCAGCUCAGUCUUCAAGCUAGCUAACUUAGUUACGUUAACGUUAGCUGCACAGCCAUCAUGGCUGAAUUUGGAUUUAAUGAACACCAUCAGAAUGAAAUCAUCAAUUAUAUGCGAUUUGCACGUUCAAAGAGAGUUCUAAGGCUCAAAACUAUCGACUCAUGCUUCGAGGAGCUCAAAGAUAGCAGGCUUGUGGAGGAAACCUUCACAGUGGACGAGGUGAAGGAGAUGCUGGACGAGCUGCAGGCGGUGGUGCGUGGGGAGGUGGAGAUGGAGCUCAUCAACACAGCCCACACCAAUGUGCUGCUGCUUAGGCAGCUUUUCUCCCAGGCGGAAAAGUUUUACCUACGACUACAGAGUGAUAUCUCGGAGCUGGAAAACAGGGAGCUGUUGGAGCAAGUGGCUGAAUUUGAGAAGACUGACUUUAAAACCACCGAUAAGAUAAACAAAGAAACAAGCAAACCCAAGUUGGCCCCUCUGAAUGAAAGUGGAGUGUCUGAACUUCUCAACAAGGAGAUAGUGAGACUACAACAGGAAAAUGACAAACUGAGAGCGAGGCUCCGGACUUUAGAAUCCCAGGCCAUGAGUGCACUAGAUGAGAAAUCCAGGGCAGAGAGAGCUCUGAAAGACCUUCAGAGAGUGCAAGGGGAACAGCAGGUGGCUGCUCAAUCCAAGGAAAUCAACAGUCUAGAGGACACAGUGGCAGCUCUGAAAGAGGACUACGAAAGGUCUCUCAGCGCCAACGUGGCAACCCAGAAAGAUUUGCAGGACAACCUGAUCUCUUCCAAACAUGAGCUUCUGCGAGUGCAAGAGCAGCUGGCCUUGGCAGAGAAAGAGCUGGAGAAGAAGUUCCAGCAAACUGCGGCCUACCGCAACAUGAAGGAGAUUCUAACCAAGAAGAACGAGCAGAUCAAAGAGAUUAGGAAACGAUUGCAGAGAUAUGAGCCUAAUGAGUGAGCUCCACCCCGGACAGCUGGUUUAACAGAUGUUUGCGGGUAUAAAGUGGGACCAAGAUUUACGACUGUGGUUUGGAUAUGAAACCAUCUGAUCUUUUGCUGUAAGACAAGAGAGACAGAAAAAAAGCUCUUCCACAAGGAAACUGUUAUUCACGCUUUGUCUGGCAUUUUCACUAGUAAUCGGCUUUAGUAAAGAGUAGGAGCUGGAAGCACACACACACACACACACACACACACACACAAAUGUAGUAGUGAUGGCCGAGCUUUCUUUUUCCGUGUCUCAGUUCAGAGCUCACUUACAGUAGCUAGCAGACUUCCCUCUGUGCUCUAUGCAAUUACCAACACGUCCCAGUUUGAAGAGGCCUUGUCUGUUUGCUGAAUUUGACAGAUACGUUUUUGUCUGCCGGAAGCUUUGCAGUCUUAUUAUUGUGUGAUCAUAGGUUAAAAUAUUUGGCAUUCAUGCAUCAGGUGAUUACUGAUAUCCUGCUGAUUAGUCUUAAUCUCAGCAGCCCCGUUUUCUAGUGAACUUGGCAUUGCUUUUGAGUUACAUGCAGUUUCAAGCAAAUCCAAGCCACAGAAAAAAGUUUAUUGAUCUGUUGCGGUUCAUCUGAUUUGUUACCUAAGCAUUUAAUAGUAUUUCACACCAAAUACCUACAGUGUUUCUUUUUUUUUGUUUUUGUUUUUCCCAAUGCGUGAAAACCCGGAGCUUUUACUUUUCUGCUCUUGCCUAUUAAAUUACAUGAAUAAUGAUUUACAGUGAUUUCCCUACUUCCCCUUCAAAAUCGCAUAGAAUAUUUUUGUGUGGAAUCUCUAUCCAUGUACUUUUCGUAUUGCUGUGGGCGAUGGAGUGUAAGAGGAAAAAAAUAUAUAUUUACAUGAUGUUCAUGAAGUAAUGCUCUUGUAGAGUAUGACACAUCUACCCUAUAUUACACUAGAUGUGUGUUUGUUUGUAUUGUGCAAAGUAUGGGGUAAUAAAAGCUGGUACUAAAAUAUGUCGUUGGUUUUAUGAAAGUUUCUUCUUCACAUUUAACUUCAGCUGAUAUCAUACACUAAACAGACACUUUACUGCAUGAACAUGUUUCUAGUGCACUAGUAACCUGACCCUCGUUUUGCCUUCAGAACUG